CAAUGGUGGCAAUUCUGACAGUCAAAUGACGUUUAAUAAUCUUUCAUGUGUUUCCUGCUAAAUUUGGAGUAAAACUACAAGUUGAUGCUAAAAAUGAAAGAAAUCAACGCUUAAAAUACUCUAAAAUCAGUGUAAAUUGCAAACAUUCUAAACAAUGGUGUAAUAUUUGUGAAUUAAAUCGGUUAAAAAAGCGUGUCAUCUUAUAUUUUUUGCAUGUGCCUUUAAGGGGAGAAAAUACAUAUAUACAUACUACAUAAAAACAGCUGAUUUCGCUACGCUGUUGCUCUGUUUUCAGGUGCCUACGUGACUUUUGCAUAUAUGCCAAUGGUAGCCAAACCUCAGUAUCAAACAAUAAAAGCAACAACACGUGCAAACUAAACACAACAACAAAAGAAAAUACGUUGAGGUAAACAAAAAGUACACCACCAUCCAGCAAAGCUAAAAAGAAAUAACAAUUGCAAAUACGAAAAUCAAACGCUGCUGUGAAGCAGACCAAACCAGACGUAAACUUCUGUGCAUAAAAAAUGUGUUUUUGAAUGAAUAUGUGUAAAAGAAUGAUUUGAAAAAUUGUUAAUAAAAUAACAUUGAAAAGUGAACAUUCUGAAGUGCGAAAGAGUUGGUUCGUUUGCAAGAAGCAACAAUCAACAGCGGAAAAGUGUUGAGUUACCUAAACACUUGCUACUUAAAUAUACAAGUUUAAUGAAUAAAAAAGUGUCUGAACAAAUCGAGGAACAAUUAUUUAUUGAAGCUGAGAAAUAAAAAAAGAGAAUUGUGACCUAAUUUUUCGCUUGUGGCAAAAAUUAACUAAGAACUUUUAUAAAACUUACAUAGAUUUCAAUGAAACGUCUUGCCGAAUUACAUCAGCCGGACGCUACCCAUACGUAAUAUAGAAAAAUACACAUAGUACAUAUAUUAUCUGCUGAUUUGUUAAAAGCCAUACCCGCAAAGUUAUUAUACCAGCACGAAAAAGCCAAACACCAAGCACAAUGUUAGAUGUUAUGCAUGCCGUUAACAUGGACUUAACACCGAAAGAGCCAGUCACUGCUAGUGCCACAACCAGCAAUGAAGUUGUUGUUGUACGUGCCAAACCAAAGAAGGUAUUCAAACCGAAAGCGCGCAUUAAUCGCAUACCACAAUCUUUACUCGAUGAUCCACUGCUGCAGAAGGCCAUAGAACGCCUGCCUGCAAAUUACAAUUUUGAGCUACACAAAACCAUUUGGCGUAUACGCGAUAUGAAAGCGAAGCGUGUCGCUUUGCAACUGCCUGAGGGUUUACUUAUGUUUUCAAUGAUUAUAAGUGAUAUAAUUGAACGUUUCACUGAUGCCGAUACUGUGAUCAUGGGCGAUGUUACUUAUGGCGCCUGUUGUGUAGAUGAUUAUACAGCCAAAGCUUUGGGUGCUGAUUUAUUGGUACAUUAUGGCCACAGCUGUCUCAUACCGGUCGAUCAAACGAGUGAUAUUAAAGUGUUGUAUAUCUUUGUCGAUAUCAAAAUUGAUCCAUUGCAUUUCAUCGAGACAGUGAAAUUGAAUUUCCAACCCACAGAGGGUCAAAUAGCGUUGGUGAGUACAAUACAAUUUGUUACCACACUGCAAGCAGCAUCGGCUGAGUUGAAGUCAGCUGGUUAUGAUGUUAUUGUGCCGCAAGCUAAACCAUUGAGUCCUGGUGAAAUAUUGGGUUGCACUUCGCCGGAAUUGCCUGCCUCUGUUAAAAAGUUGUUAUAUCUCGGUGAUGGACGUUUCCAUUUGGAAUCAUCUAUGAUUGCUAAUCCCACAUUGAAGGCAUAUAAAUAUGAUCCAUAUGAUAAGAAAUUCACCAUUGAAGAGUAUGAUCAUCGUGAAAUGCAGUCGAUACGAUAUCGUGAAAUCGAACGUGCUAGAGAGGCGAAAAAGAUUGGUAUUAUUGUCGGUACCUUGGGUCGGCAAGGUAGUAGUCGAGUGCAUCGUUUUCUCGAAAAGCGUCUACACGCUAAAGGUUAUGCGACUACAACAAUUUUGCUCUCCGAAAUCUUUCCACAGAAAUUGGCACUUUUCAGUGGUAUCGAUGCUUUUGUACAAAUCGCAUGUCCACGUCUAUCCAUCGAUUGGGGUUCAGCUUUCGCCAAACCACUGCUGAAUCCCUAUGAAUUGUCCGUUAUGUUGGGUGAUGUUGAAUUUACACCGCAUAACAAAGCACCCAAAAAUAACGCAUAUCCCAUGGAUUUCUACGCGACCGGCAGUCUGGGUCCAUGGACACCCAAUUUCAAACCACCCGCUGUGGGCGAAUGUGAUAACAAACCAUCCGAGGCAUGCUGCGGCCGCUGCGUGCGCGCCGAAUUGGAGAAAGAUGACAGCGAUGCAGCGCGUGUGGCUACGAUAGAAGAUAUCUUGGACUUUAAAAAAGGAUAAGCUAAACAAAUAUACGUACAAAAGCAAUAGAAAUACAUUUGAAAAGCUUUUUAGUUAGUUUAGUGUUGUGUUCAAGAAAGUGAGCGAAUAUUAAAAAAUGUAAGUUAGUUUUGAAAAAAAAAAAUAAAACAACAAU
This is a messenger RNA of Ceratitis capitata (Mediterranean fruit fly), 2520 nucleotides long. It is a transcript of the gene Dph1, whose product is annotated as 2-(3-amino-3-carboxypropyl)histidine synthase subunit 1. The record is from RefSeq and is a predicted model, not a curated record. Gene Ontology annotation, biological process: protein histidyl modification to diphthamide. The transcript is spliced from 2 exons. Bases 987 to 2384 code for a protein of 465 amino acids. Gene Ontology annotation, molecular function: 2-(3-amino-3-carboxypropyl)histidine synthase activity. Lineage: Eukaryota; Metazoa; Arthropoda; Insecta; Diptera; Tephritidae.